Messenger RNA from Paramisgurnus dabryanus, 2867 nucleotides. It is a transcript of the gene loxl5b, whose product is annotated as lysyl oxidase-like 5b. Gene Ontology annotation, molecular function: protein-lysine 6-oxidase activity; copper ion binding. NCBI's taxonomy places the organism in Eukaryota, Metazoa, Chordata, Actinopteri, Cypriniformes, Cobitidae. The record is from RefSeq and is a predicted model, not a curated record. Gene Ontology annotation, biological process: peptidyl-lysine oxidation; collagen fibril organization.
AAACUCUAACACUGUGAUAAAUGUCUCCGUCCGGUGGGUUUCAGGCUGAUUCAAGUGACUUUGGAAAAUUCGGACUAUGCCGCUGACGCACUCCAGAUUCCCACAUCCACUUGGAGAGACGCGGUUUCCAGAGGAACAACUGGGGAUACCAUUUUAGUUUUUUGUGCCGUUUCGAAAUGUAUCCUAAGAUGUCCAAAUUGACUUUGUUUUUAUAUUUAUUUCAAUGUCUGAAUAAUUUCAUUAACGCGCAGCAAGCUGCGCCCUGGAGGAACCGAUUCCAGUGGGUGAAUAACGGUCAGGUGUUCAGUUUAAUGAGCACCGGGUCAGAGUAUCAAGCACCGGUGCCGUCCAGAAGACAAUCCAGAGUUUUUCUGAGCAGCAACGGAAAUGCUAUGCGUGAGAGGACAGUGCAUAUGCCCACGGGCGCAUCAAAUUCUGCGCCGGACAGCGGCACUACCGCGCAUCAGGGACCGGACAGCAUGCAGUAUGUAGUGGCCAACAGUCGCGCACCUGGUGCCAGGCAAGUGCAGUUGCGUCAAAGGGCCAGGGGUCCUCCAGGAACCAGAGCUAACGGGACCAUUCUUGCGGAAUCUUCAGGCCCUGGUGUACAGGGUGGAAAUCACGCAAGGAGAGCAUCGUCUGGUGCCGAUAUCCAACAGCUACCUGCGCCAACUGAGAACUCCAACACUUUGCCAAACUCUGAUGUUGCAAACGAGAUGAGUCUCACCAGAGCGCCUGUUUCAAAUGUUCCGACAGAGCAGGAAGUAACAACUGGCAAUAUGGCAGACGAUUCAAGACACAGGAAUACGAUUUUCUACAACAUUUAUCCAGGCAGUGCAAGAGCAGUCAUUCCCCGUAGUCCCCCGCCUGGCACCGGGUAUGGUACCAGAUAUUUCCACAACGGUCUUCCAGACCUCGUACCAGACCCGUAUUCGAUCCAGGCGGGCUCCUACAUCCAGCGCGUCCAGAUGUACGCGCUUCGGUGCGCGGCGGAGGAGAACUGCUUAGCGCGGUCAGCAUACAGACCAACAGUGAGAGACAUCGACUACAGGGUUCUUCUACGGUUCCCACAGAAAGUGAGAAACAUGGGAACAUCUGACUUUCUGCCAGUCAAACCCACACAUCAGUGGGAGUGGCACAGCUGUCACCAACACUAUCACAGCAUGGAUGCAUUCAGCAACUAUGACCUCUUGGACAUCAACACCGGCCUGAAGGUUGCUGAAGGACACAAGGCGAGUUUCUGUCUGGAGGACACAGGCUGCGAUCCUGGAAUUCACCGGCGAUAUGCCUGCACUGCGCACACCCAGGGUUUGAGUCCAGGCUGCCACGAUACGUACGCAGCAAACAUUGACUGCCAAUGGAUUGACAUCACAGACGUUCCUCCUGGGAACUACAUUCUGAAGGUGACAGUCAAUCCAGACUACCUGGUGCCCGAGUCAGAUUACUCCAAUAAUGUUGUGCGAUGUGAUGUCAUUUACACUGGCAUUUAUAUCCAAACACGAAAUUGCAUAAUAACUGGGAAUUAAAGCCAUUUAGCUUUAUUUACAGAUGCUAUUGUGCUUCCAUAGAGAUGCUUUUUAAAGACCUUUUAAAGGUUUUGAGUAACUUUAAACAUGCCAUGUGAGUUGUUGGAAUAAGAUUCAACGACAAAUGGGUCUGUUUUAGAUGAGUUUGAUUUUGUGCCCCUUGUGCGAGCAAUAACAUUUACAUUUGUUAUUUUAGUCAAACUAUGGUGUUUGUAAUGUCUGAAAUAUAAAAGUGUAAUUUUUUAAGUUUAAAUUAAGAAUGAUAAAUUAUUAGAUUAGGUUUUAUAGUAUGUUUUUAUAAUGCUGAUUUUUAGUUUUGUAUUUAUUGCAUUCAAUUUAAAAUAUUAACUUUUUGGUAAAGGGAUAGUUCAUCCAAAAAUGAAUAUUUUGUCAUCAUUUACUCACCCUCAUGUUGUAGUGAAACUGUGAGUUUCUUUAUUCUGCACCAUAGAAAAAUGCAGCAUGAAAUUAAAACAAAUUAGUUUUGCAAGUCAAUUCAACCUACUAUUUUAAGUUGUCUUAAAAAAGGGUGACAACACUUAAAAAUUUAUUUUUCGAACACACACAAAAAUUUUGAACACAAAAGAAGAUAUUUUGAUGAAUUAUGGUAAGCACAGUUGACGGUACGCAUUAACUUCCCCACUAUUUGUUUUUCUACCUUCAGUUGUAGUUAAAGGCGAUCUAAGCGAAUCUGCGAAACGUUAGUUUUGUUGACGUUUGAAUUGUUUUCAAACAGAGGGAGCGUAGCUGACUCCUCCCCCUCCCCCUCCCUUCCGUGCUUUCAUGAACGUGCCCAACCCCCACCCCCAAAUCCUUUUUGUCGUUUAUUGGCUGGAACACUUUGUUUUGUUUUGUGGUGCUAGGUUUGGCCACUGUGUUGUUAUUGCCAUUUGUGAAGCCUGGGCUGAUCGCGUUUUUUUACAGUUUGAUCAGCGGACAGGCAGCAAGCAGAUAGUGAGGAGAUGUUUGCUGUAUGUAACAAAAAAUGUUUUAUGGUCUAAAACACGUUAAUUCGCUUAGAGCACUUUUAAUAUCAUUUAUCAAAUUAUCUUCUUUUGUGUUCAAUAGAAUAAAGAAACUCAUACAGGUUUAAAACAACAUGAGGGAGAGGAAAUUAUCACAGUAUUUUUAUUUUUGGGUGAACUAUCCCUUUAAUAGCCAUCGUCUUGGUUGUGAAUUUAUAGUGGCUGAGUGUGUUCAGGCCACUAGUGUAAAUGUAAUUGUCCAGCUGUAAGCCAAUAUUUUGUUAGUUUGAAUAUGGGUAGCUUUGAAAGGUAUGUAGUAAUAAGAGUCUUUCCUGAGUCCUGCAUUUUGGCUUUAUACAAUAAACAGAACAUGUAA